AUGGCCCUCGCCCUCACUCUCAAACCAGUAGAUGUUCCAUCUUUCUGCACAACCCAAGUCUACCUCCUAGCCCAAGAACUUCAAUCUGAGCUGUCUGAAACUUCCACCCUUAUAACAGGAACCUCACCUACUUCUUUACAGCGCGCUGGACUUGCUGUCACAAAUCUUGUUCUGAUAUCCCAAAGAACGGGUUUGGGAGGAAAAACUGUCGUUGAGCUGGGCCCUGACCCGGCGACUUCUGGUUCCGGUUCUGGCUCCGGGGGAAAGAGUAAAGGUGGGAGUGGGGGAUCAGGAGACGGUGAAUUGCAGGAGCAUGGGAUACGAGUUGGUGAUAUUGUGGCGGUUGGUGAGCAACCUAGUGGAAGUGCGAAGAAGAGAGAGGUUAAGGAGUUAGAGGAGAAGGGUAGUAGAGGUGUGGUUACGAAGGUGGGGAGGAGUGCAGUAUGGGUCGCGCUGGAUGAGAAUGGGAAGGGGGAGGAGAAUGUUGGUGGGAUGAAAAGGUGUUGGGUGGUUAAACUGGCAAAUGAUGUUACGUACAAGAGGAUGAAUGGUACGAUGGGGAAGUUGGGAAAGAUGCAAGAAGCAGAAUAUUCGAACUUUGUAAGAGUCUUGUUUGGGUUGUCGCCACCUUCGCCAGUGCCAGAGAAUUUGGGAAAUGAGGAAAUGGAGUGGGUGGAUCCUAGUUUGAAUGAUAGCCAAAAGCAUGCUAUUAAGUUUGCGCUGGCUUCAAGAGAGAUGGCUUUGAUUCAUGGGCCACCUGGAACUGGGAAAACUCAUACCUUGAUUGAGCUGAUUUUGCAGAUGCUCAAACGAAAUCUCAGAGUAUUGGUGUGUGGGCCAUCCAACAUAUCUGUGGAUAAUAUUGUCGAGCGGCUUGCACCACAUAGGGUGCCUAUUGUACGAUUAGGCCAUCCGGCGAGACUUCUACCAUCAGUUGUCAAUCAUUCCCUCGAUUUCCUUACACAAUCCUCAGAAGCGGCUGCAAUUGUACAAGAUGUGCGAAAGGAAAUGGAUUCAAAACAAGCCUCUAUUAAAAAGACCAAAAGUGGCAGAGAACGAAAAGCCAUAUAUGGAGAUCUCAAGGAACUUCGUAAGGAGUUUCGAGAAAGGGAAAGGAAAUGCGUCAAUACUUUAGUAGGCGGCUCUAAAGUUGUACUUGCAACCUUACAUGGGGCUGGAGGUUUUCAAUUGAGAGAUGAGAAAUUUGAUGUUGUGAUCAUCGAUGAAGUUAGCCAGGCUUUAGAAGCUCAAUGUUGGGUACCCCUGUUGUCAGCUAGCAAAGUUGUUCUGGCUGGAGAUCAUCUCCAAUUACCCCCAACAAUUAAAUCACUGAAUUCGAAGGCAAAGGCAAAGUCGAAAGACACAGAAGUAGAGGGCAUCAUUAGAGGAAUGACUCUAGAGACAACUUUGUUUGACAGACUACUCAAGCUACAUGGAACCGGCAUCAAAGUCAUGCUUAACACACAAUAUCGAAUGCACGAUAAGAUCAUGAGAUUUCCUUCGGAUGAGUUAUACGAAUCAAAACUCGUCGCAGCCGAAGCAGUCAAGACAAGACUUCUGACUGAACUCCCAUACGAUGUCGAGGAAACAGAUGAUACUAUCGAACCCUUGAUAUUUUUCGAUACACAAGGGGGCGAUUUCCCCGAGAAGAGUGAGGAGGAAAGUGUCGACAAGAAAGCCGGAAAGGGGAUGUUGGGUGAGAGUAAAAGUAACGAAAUGGAAGCGGCUCUCGUGAGAAGACAUGUCCAAAAUCUAGUGGAUGCUGGGUUGAAGCCAGAAGAUAUUGCGGUUGUGACGCCGUACAAUGCUCAGCUAGCUUUGAUGUCUCGAUCGAUGAAGGAGGCUUUCCCUGGCAUUGAGCUGGGUAGUGUCGAUGGAUUCCAAGGAAGAGAAAAAGAAGCCAUUAUUGUCUCUCUCGUCCGGAGUAAUAGCGAACACGAAGUCGGAUUUUUAGGAGAGAAACGCAGAUUGAACGUUGCUAUGACCCGACCACGACGCUCGUUAACAAUCAUUGGUGAUUCGGAAACUGUCUCGAGGUGA
Molecule: messenger RNA, 2040 nt
Organism: Sclerotinia borealis F-4128
Lineage: Eukaryota; Fungi; Ascomycota; Leotiomycetes; Helotiales; Sclerotiniaceae
Source: the annotation of a GenBank genome assembly